AUGGCGACCGGACGCGGCCGGCUUCUGCAGCGGCAGUGGCUCGGUCUCCAGGAGCUGCGCCUGCCUCUCGGGGGCUUUGGCGCGGCCCCCGGGAGCGACGGGUUCAGGAGCGGGCCAGGUAUCGAAGCUGGUGCAUCCUCCGCUCCCGGGGAGCAGCAUGCCCGGCCCGAAGGGCCCCGCGGGAGUCCCUGCUCGGACUGCCCCGCGUGGCUGGACAGCAUGCCUUCGGAAGUCCUGCUGCAGAUUCUCUCCUACUUGGAUGCUGCCGCCCUGCUGUGCGUGGGCUGUGUGAACCGGCGCUUCUAUCACCUGGCCAAUGACAAUUUUAUUUGGAUCAGAAUCUACUCAUCCGCCUUUUCACUUAAAAGAUAUAAUUGGAGGGUCGAUGCAGUGGAGGAGACAGCUGAGUCUGUGAACUUAUUGUCGGUUGAGGAUACAGAAGCUGGCUAUUGGAAGAAAGAAUAUAUCAUAAAGCAGAUAUCCUCUCUGAAGGAGGCUCUGGUUCCAGUCCUCAAACCUGUCAACCAGUACACGGGCCUCCCAGCCAAAACCAAGGAGGCCCUCAGAAUGUCUGGCCUAGGAUGGGUAAUCAUACUGGAAGAAAAAAGUGGAAAAGAGUACAUCAUGGAGCAUGUUGAUCUUUACAUGAACGAUUCCUCAGUUACGAUCGUCUGGUACGGCAAAAACUGGCCCUGUCUGACCACAUUGUCUACCUUAGAUUUGUGUGGCGUGACACCGGUUUUUAGGGACUGGCCCAAACCUCCCACCAAAAACGCGCCUCGGUGGCGGUCUCUGGUGGCCAGGUACAGUCUGAGCGACAUAGCUGACUCCACGGCGAUCGGCUGCGACCGCUUGGUUCGGAUCUUCCGCCUGGACCCGGGCCUGCUGGUGGGGCUGUGGAAGAGGAAGGAAGAGCUGGCUUUUGUCAUGGCAAAUCUGCACGUCCAUCACCUCGUGGAGCGGAGCAUACUAGGCUCAGCCAUUGUCCCCUACGAGCUGCUUCCUCAGGCCCGCCUCCUGGACGACAGCCCCGGGUACGGACUGCACGGGUACCAGCUGCACGUGGACAUGCACAGCAGCGGGGUGUUCCACCUGUGCAGCACCUUCCACAACCUCUUCACCAACAAAGGAUGCAUUGAAAAUGGGCGCGUGAAGCUCACUGUGAUACAUUUUCAAAACAGCACGGAGCACCUGCCUCUCGUCGGGGAGGUCGGCCUCUCCUGGAGAACCGACAUUGCUGACGGCUGCGUAAAGAGUUGCUCUAUAAUGGAUGUAACUGUUCUGGAUGAGUAUGGGAAACCCUUCUGGUGUUUCAGUUCCCCGGUCUGCAUGCGAGCGUCUCCCAGGCCCCCCGACGACCCCCACUUCGUGGGACAGACCUCCUGCAUCGACUGCACGGACACGGCGGGCGCACUGCACAUGGAGCUGGCGUGGAUCAAGGAGACGGAGGAGCACUUCGUCGUCAGCCUGGUGCUCUUCCUCGGGCUGGCGGGGGUUGGCCGCUGA
Molecule: messenger RNA, 1506 nt
Organism: Pteronotus mesoamericanus
Lineage: Eukaryota; Metazoa; Chordata; Mammalia; Chiroptera; Mormoopidae
Gene: FBXO15
Product: F-box protein 15
Exons: 10
Coding region: 1-1506 (501 amino acids)
Cellular component (GO): SCF ubiquitin ligase complex
Molecular function (GO): protein binding
Source: RefSeq, a predicted model, not a curated record